This is a messenger RNA of Glarea lozoyensis ATCC 20868, 3603 nucleotides long. RefSeq lists its product as uncharacterized. The coding region runs from base 1 to 3603 and encodes 1200 amino acids. Lineage: Eukaryota; Fungi; Ascomycota; Leotiomycetes; Helotiales; Helotiaceae. The transcript has 3 exons. The record is from RefSeq and is a predicted model, not a curated record.
AUGGACGGGUAUGCGCCUGCCUUCGUGGCUCAUAACCUGCCGUUCAUAAUAAUCUCGGGGUUGGGUUCCCCGGAUGAGGAAGAGAGUGUGAAUACUGGGACACCAAUAAUCUCGGAAAUACCCCCUGUGGACUCGGAAGAUGGUCGAGUCCUACUUCGUCAUUUCAAAGAGGGGGAUGCCAGCGAUCUAGCUUGGAAUGGACGAGAGCAUGUUGGGAGGAACAAGUUUAAGAUCAGGACAAUUGGGAGGGAAUAUAUCCUACCUGUUCGCGAUGCGCAGCCUCCUUCGACAGCGCCUACGAGUCCAACAUCGAAGCCGGUUAUACAUUCUACCCUUUCACCACUGAGUCCAAGUUCGAAUCUGUAUCCAGACGGUCUCAUUAGUCCGGAAUGGAUAGAGAAGCAUCAAGAUCAUAUACCAAGCGCAUUUGUCGUCUUCUAUUCAUUUACCUCGGACCCGAAUCUAUCAUCAAAACUAGACAACCAAUUGAAGUCGGAUAUCAACACAAUUAAGGAUACAUGGACGAAAUCUGGUUAUAAAACUCGUCUUGUGGUUGCAUUAUUGUGCGAAAGAUCUGUUGGUCCAUCUCCAGAUAUCGAGGACCGACUAGCCAACAUUCGUAAAAGUACUGGUCUUGACUCAAAGACAUCUUUAUUCUUCUUACCUCAACAAUCCUCUGCCGUUGAGCUGAAAGCUUUUGCAGAGACUGUUAUAUCCACACUAUACCCCUUGUGCAUAGAAUAUUACCGAGAUUUAAGCAAACACUCAAGAAGGAAGCGGAAUAGAGGCAUCGUCCCACUACCCACAGUUCCACCAACAUCAGGUACAUCGCAAACAUUGUCCCUUCAAGGGUGGAACGUUCGUUAUGAUUUCAAGCUUGGUGUUUUUGCCGAGUUUCGUCAGGAAAUGGAUGCCGCUGUGCGGUCCUAUGAAAGUGGUUAUGAGGGUUUGCUGGGCCCAGAUGUUCUUGAAGCAAUUGCCAGCUGGAGUCCUCGAUGGAAUGAAUACCGAAUGCUGUCUGAUAUUUUUGCUAUUCGAAUCGUACGGUGCUUACUGUGGAAUGGGAACUCGACCGCAGCUGUCCGAAGGUGGCAGUCACAUCGAGAAAGGAUCCGAGACUUCAUAGACCGUAGGGGAAGAGGGUCUUCAAAUUAUGGCUGGGAAGCAUGGGAAGCUCGUUGGGCCACGGUCAUGGCACAACUGAUCAAAAAAGUUGCAAUGAUUGGUUUGAUGAAUGAUAGUGGUAAUAUAUAUCUAUCACCUGAAAAAUCCAUUGCAAUUGGCGAACGAACGCAGCCCUGGGAGCUUCUUCAUCAUCCUGGUUACUGGUAUUACGCUGCUUGUAGGCAUUCCAUAACUCGCCGCAGUCUUGCGCAAGCGAUUCCUGAGGAAGAUCGAGCGCCUCCUGGUUCAGCUUCGGGUGCUCACUCACCGAAUAAACCAAGUACCUAUGACAGCUAUUUGUGCCCCGAACCAUACGAAGAGUUCGCAGUUUUUGACCAUUCCAACAAUAUCUUGGGCUCGCUAGCAAUGGCAUCCAAGGAAUACGAAAUAAGAGGUCAGUCUAGAAUCGUGCAGGAAAUACAACUACUUUCAGCCAAGGAACUUAUGAGGAAAAAGGCUUGGGAGGAUGCUUUGCGAAUACUUCGUCCUCUUUGGCAAAAGAUGACAUAUCGGAAUGAAGGAUGGUGGAAUGUUGUUGAGGAGAUUGGGUGGGCUUUACGAACUGCUGCUGUGUAUUUGGGCGACGGAGUGUCCAUAUUAUCCGUGGAUUGGGAGUUAAUGAACAAAUGCUUUACUCACCAUCCCAAUUGGCAUUACAACUUGACAAGAUCACUCGAAGACGUGAAAGAACUGAGAGCUAAGCCUAUGGUGGUCCUACACGAAAGCGAAGUACACUCUUUCUUGUCUGCUACAUUUCUCUUUGAGCGCCUUGAGGGAAAGGUUGGUGAGGCUAGUCGUUCUCAAUGCGUCGUUACCUCGUCCGCUUUGCCAACCUCGACUCCAGUGACAAUGACCUCAUUGCAGAUCGAUUUCGAAGGUAGCAUGAAGCCAAUCAUAAUUCGACACAAAGCAAUGGAAGAGACAAGAAGCGCACCUGGAAACCCAAGGGUAUUCAGCGAAAUUAGUCUGGCUGAGACGGUAGAAAAUACUCGUUCUAACCAGUCUGGCGAAGCAGACUUAUGUUUUGCUCCAGGCCAGUCGAAAGUUUAUGAGUUUCAAACUCCCUUAAGGGACGACGGGGAGGUCAAAGCAACCUCGGUGACAUUCUCUAUGAAUACAGAAAAUUUCGACCUGGAGUAUGUUCAUGCCUUUGAACAAACAACGUUAGCCGAUAUAUGGUGGGGGGAGAAAGGUAUGCAAAAGAAAAUUGCACGACCUGAUACAUCGACUUUGAGGGUCUUGCCCAAGCCACCAAAGAUGGAAUUGCGAUUUAGAGGACUUCAGGGCCAAUAUUACACUAGCGAAGGCAUUAGCUUAGAGCUCGAGGUUCUGAACGCAGAAGACGUUGACGCCAUUACCAACCUUGAGGUCUAUCUUAGGGGAGAAGAUGCACCGCCAAUUGAGAUCAGAGCUUCCGAGGCCCUAUCAGCUCCCGAAGAACAAGAUGAAGUUGAAAAGUCACUGGAGGGGACGCCGCUUGGCAGAAUAGCUAGCUCUGCCUCGAGUGUCGUACAUAUUAUUAUUCCCCCUAUUGACUUGCCAUACGUAUAUGAGCUGGCCGUCAAAGCGUCCUACAACUUGGUAUCGGAUCUAGAAACGCCAGUUUCUCGUUCCAUCACUAUGCAACUGGAAGUCAUCAAUCCUUUUGAGGCAAACUACGACUUUUCUCCUCGAAUACAUCCAGAUUCAUGGCCUAGCUUCUUCACUCAUGAAGAUUCCACCGACGCCGAUGGCAGCGAAGUUGCUCGUGGAUUGGCGCAAAAAUGGUGCCUGACUGCAAGAUACGCAUCUUUCGCGACGGAAGACUUGCUGGUGGAAGAUAUCGAUGUGGAAGUUAUUGGAAUGAAUGGUGGCAUCCAAAGCUCUACCAAACGUAUUAGUCCCCUGUCAGAAGGUGGGAUAAAGGUAACCCCUAGAACGCUCGAAGAGGCCCAAUUCGACGCCUUCACACAAAAGCUAUCCUUGGACGAUCGCGGGACAGCCACACUGGAUGUCACUUUGCUCAUCAAAUGGCGACGAGAUGUUAAAGAUUCACCCCUCAACAUAUCUAAACUUGCCGUACCGCGCCUUCUUGUCUCCAGCAGCGAGCCACGAGUUCUCGCAGCAGUCUCGUACUCGGCAACUAUUUCAUCAAUGAUACACUUUGAUGUCACCAUUGAGAAUCCCUCCAACCACUUUUUGACAUUCGGUUUAACGAUGGAACCGAACGAGAAAUUCGCCUUUUCGGGUAUGAAGCAGUCGACGUUACAGCUCGUUCCUUUGUCAAGGAGGACGGUGAGAUUCAGGUUACUACCGGCUAUUAGAGGCGACUGGAUUGGACCGAUCAAUUGUGUUAUUAAGGAUAGAUAUUUCCAGAAGACGUUGAAGAUAGCGCCUACGGAAGGUAUGAAGAUGGAUAAAGAGGGGAUAUUGAUUUGGGUUCCUCCUGAUGAGGACUAA